Gigantopelta aegis is the source of this 1872-nucleotide messenger RNA. Its product is annotated as origin recognition complex subunit 2-like. Gene Ontology annotation, biological process: DNA replication. Gene Ontology annotation, cellular component: nucleus; nuclear origin of replication recognition complex. The record is from RefSeq and is a predicted model, not a curated record. The transcript has 13 exons. NCBI's taxonomy places the organism in Eukaryota, Metazoa, Mollusca, Gastropoda, Neomphalida, Peltospiridae. Gene Ontology annotation, molecular function: DNA replication origin binding. Bases 17 to 1678 code for a protein of 553 amino acids.
GCCAUUUUUGAUUGAAAUGCGUUCGGCACGGAAAAGUUCUUCUGUAUCUGUGACAUUUGCUGGCGAUGACGAUGUUGUCAAACACAUUAUUUCGCAAGAAAGUAAAACACAUGCUCGACAUUACCGAGAAACACUCACAUAUUCGACAAAGACCUGUUCACCCAAGUCGAAGAAAGGCGAUGUUGUUGAGGACAGCAGCGAUGAAGAUGAUCCAGUGAUGGGGCAGUCGGAAGCGCUGGCAGUUAGCGGCGUGGGUGACGGUGUGUUUCUUGGCUGUGACGUUUUCAAGUUCAAAACUCCAAAGAAGUCGGGCAUGAUGGCAUUGAAAGCUGAUGAAUGCAGAACACCAACUCGAAGACACACAAGGGAGACAACUCCAUCAAAGAGUGUUUCCAAGAGCAAAACAGCAAGUGGGAAAAAAGUGAAAACAUCACAAGUUUCUGAACCGAAGAGUAAGCAACAAGAGGAGACAAGUCCAUUAAGAAGAUCCCAGAGAAGACCAGAAACCACCACACCUUACCGGUUACGGAAACGAAAUGCUUCAGAUGACGAACUGUCCGACAGCGAUGAGGAUUCGACAGACUCCGAGAGUGACGAAGAGAGCAACACACCACAGACUCCGUCAAGAAGAAAGAAACCCGUCAAAGAUUUUGAAGAUACGACCAACGCAGAAGACUAUUUCGAUCUCCAUUCUGGGACUGGUCGCACUUCAGAAAACACCCUGUCCAAACUGAAGACACCGAAGAUGGAACAGGAAUCGCUGAACAAAUUGUUGAGAAAUGUAGCGACGGGGCACAAAAAAGAGUUUCAAGAACUCCUCUUAGAAAACACGGCCCUCUUUCCAAACUGGAUGUAUCACAUGUGCAGUGGCUUUAACAUUCUGCUGUAUGGUCUUGGUUCCAAGAGAGGAUUUCUUGAAGAGUUUCGCAAGACGUUCCUCAGAGAUUACUCUCACGUGGUUGUCAACGGUUACUUCCCCAGUCUGACUAUCAAACAUAUUUUCGGCUGUAUUAUCGAUGAAAUACUCGAGUGUGAUGGAAGUCAUAGAAACCCAGCUGACCAGUACGAACUGAUACGUAAACACUUUGAAGAAGGAUACUAUGAAGAUUUCUUUCUGAUACUUCACAACAUUGAUGGAGCCACAUUGCGUGGCGAAAAGACGCAGAACUUGCUCAGUCUUUUAGCCAGCAUCAGGGGCAUACACAUCAUUGCUUCUGUUGACCACAUAAAUGCACCUCUUGUUUGGGACAACGCGAAAUGCAGUCGGUUCAACUGGGUGUGGUAUGAUGUGACGAACUUCACCCCGUACACGUCUGAAACAUCGUACGAGAACUCGCUGCUUGUGCAACAGACAGGCGCGCUCGCUCUGAGCUCGCUGACCCACGUCAUGAGAAGUCUGACGCCAAACGCAAAGGGCAUCUUCAUGUUGCUCGUCAGAUACCAGCUGGAGAACAAAGACAACCCAUUAUACAUAGGAAUGUCGUUCACUGACCUGUACCAGCGAUGUGGAGAAGCAUUUCUCGUUAACAGUGAUCUCACGUUACGAGCACAACUCACCGAGUUCCGUGAUCACAAACUCGUCAAGUCAAAAAAGAGUUAUGAUGGUGCUGAGCACUUGAAUAUUCCAAUAGACACAACCACACUGAUCGAGUUUGUGGAACAACAUGAAAAUAGUUGAUGUCGAGUCUGCACUAUACCUGCAGUUGUCAAGUUUAAUUUAUUGUAACUGCAUUGUAAUGAGGGGCAGAAUUCAGCUCAGUGGGUUGAGUGCUCGCUUGAGGUGCUUGCAUCGUAGGAUCAAACUGCAGUGGAUCCAUUCAGCUGAUUGGGUUUUUCUCGUUCCAACCAGUGCACCACAACUGGAUAAAGGCC